Molecule: messenger RNA, 726 nt
Organism: Brienomyrus brachyistius
Lineage: Eukaryota; Metazoa; Chordata; Actinopteri; Osteoglossiformes; Mormyridae
Product: beta-galactoside-binding lectin-like
Exons: 4
Coding region: 69-470 (133 amino acids)
Molecular function (GO): laminin binding; carbohydrate binding
Source: RefSeq, a predicted model, not a curated record
CAGUCAAACGAACCAUCCUGGAAGUUACUGAUUUUCUGUAUUACAAUUUGCUCAACAUCACUGAGAAGAUGAAUCUGAGGGUGACGGACAUGCCUGUGACGACUACAAACAAGCUGAAAAUCACAGCUAUACCCAAGCUUCAUGCCAGGAGGUUCGUGAUCAGCAUGGGCGAACAGGAGAAAAAAAUUGCCCUGAAUUGCGAUGUCCGCUUCGACUACAAUGGGGACUAUCACAUCAUCGUCUUUAACUCCACUGGCUAUGACUGUGGUUGCAAUGAGACGAGGGAGACACACUUCUUCUUUCAGGAGGGAAAGGAGUUCCAGAUAACAAUCACCUUCAACUCUGAGGAAUUUCAUGUUAAGAUUCCUGAUGACUACGAUGUGUCAUUCCCCAAUAGUGCUGGUGGGGAUGCACUCAAGUUCAUCCAAGUACAGGGGGAUAUGAUAAUCAAGAGCUUCAAAAUUGAAUAAGCAAGUCUACAGGCACUGGAUCUGCCCUGUCUGGCUGCUGAUUGGCUGUGAUCUGUGCCCUAUCCUCAAUGAAGCUUAACCAUGAUGCUUAUUGUUAACCCCGCUAAUGCAGUAGUGACUAUACUUCGUGCUCCUUCUUGCUAUAUGCUUCUGUUUGCACAAACCUGUACAACUUCCCCAGCUGGUCUUCUGAAGAUAUUUUAAUGUGAAAAUAUUUUGACAUUUCAGAAUCUUCAAUAAAUCUCACUGCAUUUUG